Molecule: messenger RNA, 452 nt
Organism: Rubroshorea leprosula
Lineage: Eukaryota; Viridiplantae; Streptophyta; Magnoliopsida; Malvales; Dipterocarpaceae
Source: the annotation of a GenBank genome assembly
GCUCUUCUUCUUUUCUCCCCGACAAGCCCCCCCCAAGCUGCCGACAGUCCUCUCUUGAGGAAUUGGCAAAAACUUGUUAUUUUUCUCCUCUUUUCUUGUUCAAGAACAAGAUUUGGGGCUUAGAACUCUCUCUAAACCCAGAAAUUUCCAAAUCUGUUCUGCUCUGUGUCUUCCUCCCUUUGCUGUUCGCCAAUUGCUGGUGGGUGGAUGGCGAAAUUUUCAGGUUUUUUGAAUUGUCGCCGGCUUCUUCCCCCUGCCAAGUCUGGUUCUGCAGUUGGAAAAAUUCUGGUUCUUGAGUGUUCUGUCACCCGAGCACUUGGCUUGAGUUCCCGGUAUUACGGAUUUGAGGAAGUGAAGUCAAGGACGGGAAAAAACGAGAGGAGUGACGAAUUAGAAGGCUAGCCAUCUUGUAAAUUGAGCAUAAAUUUUAGAUAUAAAUUAUGAUCUUGUAA